AUGGUCCAUUUUAUGCAGGUCAAGACAGAAGAAGUCGCAGAGGCUGACCUGGCGGUCACCAGCCUCCCCCACCGCCGGAAGAGGCACCAUCGGCCACAAUUCACGCCCAGCAUGUCAGGAGAACGGAGGACGGGGGAGGGGAGGGAGGCCGGGCGGGCCGGUGCGAGGCGGGUGUGUGUUGCAGAAGGGCUGCGCGAGUACUUCGGCCAGUUCGGGGAGGUGAAGGAGUGCCUGGUGAUGCGGGACCCCCUGACCAAGCGAUCCAGGGGCUUCGGCUUCGUCACCUUCGUGGACCAGGCGGGGGUGGAUAAGGUGCUGGCGCAGUCGCGGCACGAGCUCGACUCCAAAACAAUUGAUCCCAAGGUGGCCUUUCCCCGGAGAGCACAGCCUAAGAUGGUGACUCGGACGAAGAAGAUCUUUGUAGGGGGGCUGUCAGUGAACACCACGGUGGAGGAUGUGAAGCAGUAUUUUGAGCAGUUCGGGAAGGUGGGUCCAAUCUGGGGGCUCGCUGGGGGUGUGAAACGCCUGGAGUUGGUCAGUAGCGAGCAGAGUCCAGCCAGGUCACUCCAGUUGCUGCACAAGGUGAAAGAGGGGGUUCGGAUUUGUCACGUUGAGAGUGAAGACAUCGUGGAGAAAGUGUGUGAAAUUCAUUUCCAUGAAAUCAACAACAAAAUGGUGGAGUGUAAGAAAGCUCAGCCAAAAGAGGUGAUGUCGCCGACCGGCUCGGCCCGGGGGAGGUCUCGAGUCAUGCCCUAUGGAAUGGACGCCUUCAUGCUGGGCAUCGGCAUGCUGGGUAUCCCGGGUUUCCAAGCCACGACCUACGCCAGCAGGAGGUACACCGGCCUCGCUCCCGGCUACACCUACCAGGUUCCCCGGUGAGUCCUGUUCGAAUUCCGUGUAGAGCGGACCCCUCUCCCAAGCGCCCCAGUCCUCCCCGAGCUCACAGCCAUUCCUCUCACCGCUUACGGACCAAUGGCAGCGGCGGCGGCGGCAGCAGCUGUGGUUCGAGGAACAGGCUCUCACCCCUGGACGAUGGCUCCCCCUCCAGGUUCCACCCCCAGCCGCACAGGGGGCUUCCUGGGGACCACCAGCCCCGGCCCCAUGGCUGAGCUCUAUGGGGCAGCCAACCAGGACUCGGGGGUCAGCAGUUACAUCAGUGCUGCCAGCCCCGCCCCCAGCACCGGCUUCGGCCACAGUCUUGGGGGCCCCUUGAUUGCCACAGCUUUCACCAAUGGGUACCACUGAAGCAGGAGACAGGUGGCCAGAGCGCCCCCCCUGCAGCUGACUGAGGACCAGGAGUGAGCCAGCGAGGGGCCGGGACACC
Messenger RNA from Myotis lucifugus (little brown bat), 1324 nucleotides. It is a transcript of the gene MSI1, whose product is annotated as musashi RNA binding protein 1. Gene Ontology annotation, molecular function: RNA binding. Lineage: Eukaryota; Metazoa; Chordata; Mammalia; Chiroptera; Vespertilionidae. The record is from RefSeq and is a predicted model, not a curated record. Gene Ontology annotation, cellular component: cytoplasm.